Drosophila innubila is the source of this 533-nucleotide messenger RNA. It is a transcript of the gene EloC, whose product is annotated as elongin-C. Bases 110 to 463 code for a protein of 117 amino acids. Gene Ontology annotation, biological process: ubiquitin-dependent protein catabolic process. The record is from RefSeq and is a predicted model, not a curated record. Gene Ontology annotation, cellular component: elongin complex. The transcript is spliced from 3 exons. Lineage: Eukaryota; Metazoa; Arthropoda; Insecta; Diptera; Drosophilidae. Gene Ontology annotation, molecular function: protein-macromolecule adaptor activity.
UAUUCCAUUUUGAGUAUUGCUUGCGUUUGCCAACACUACAUUGUAUAUACAUACAGACAUAUGUAAGAAUUUAAGUGUUGUCACCGACUGAUUUUUGGCAAUUUUUCAGAUGAUAGCAAUGGAUGAGCAGCGCAGCGAUAAGAUCUAUGGCGGUUGUGAGGGGCCAGACGCCAUGUACGUCAAACUAAUUUCAUCCGACGGCCACGAAUUUAUUGUAAAACGCGAACAUGCUCUCACCUCUGGCACAAUAAAGGCAAUGCUCUCUGGUCCAGGACAAUUUGCUGAAAACGAGGCUAAUGAAGUGCACUUUCGGGAAAUUCCAUCUCACGUUUUACAAAAGGUGUGCAUGUAUUUUACAUAUAAAGUUCGCUACACCAAUAGUUCAACUGAAAUACCAGAAUUUCCGAUUGCACCAGAGAUUGCCUUAGAACUAUUAAUGGCAGCUAAUUUUCUAGAUUGCUAAGAUAUUGGUUAACUUGAUAAUGUUAAAUAAAAUUAUACAAAAUGAAUAAAUAAAAUAUAAUUCUCCUGUG